UGCUAUGUACGUUGUACAGUCCGCAAACCAAUAUUGGGGAAGCAGAAAGCGAAGCGGACAUAGACAUGACCUAAAGAUUGAACUUUAUUUUUGGAAACAACCCUAAUAAACCAAUACCAUACACGGACCGUAAUGUAGACGGUUCAACAACACCACAUACUGUUUGAAUUGUAUCCCGAAUGGGUGGUUAAGCACGUCUUAUGGUUAUCGUUCAUGCGGGUAGAUAGUUGUUCAUAAACUACGAAAAUCAUGGGAUAUGGGAGAACUGGCCAUGUUAAGCCAUUGCCGUUCUGUCUCCUCUGAGGGUACAUCCAUAAAUACAUGACUUGGCACUAGGCCACGACCUGUCCACCUCGCUGUCCACCUUAUCCUGAAGUGCUUCGUUUGAACGUCCUAUAUAUGGAAGAACAGAGGAGAUCUUGAUGAACGAUCCCACAUCCAAAUUACGCAUGUCCAUCCCUACAUCCAACAUUAUAACUUAAAUCGGACAACGAAUCGCAUUCAAUUAUAAUUUGUAUCGUAAGGCUACUAACAUUACCUACUGGUACAACGCUACAUUGUAAUAAAGAAGUCCCUCCAAUACGCUCCUGCAACAACACCAACGGCAUCAAACCUGUUUGCUGUUUCACGCUGUCUAAUCUCACCGCAUGGUGUGAAUAGAGGCCGAUGAGCGUCGAUGUGGGCGAUGACGGAGGGAGGCGAAUGGGAUUUGUCGGUCGGUGCUCUGAAAAUUACAUCUUAUUUGCCACAAAAUUUUACAUUCUGGAAUAUCGUUUUGUAAAUAGUUAGGUUAGUUUUAUAGGCAUAACUAUUUCCAACUUUUGGAAAUACUAAUUCAAUUCAAUCAGUUACUACUGCUGGGUGUUCCGCCCUUAUAUGAAAAUCGUCAUAAAUUAGUACUUGUUUUCUAAAAGUUUAAAAAUACUUACCGGAACAAACAUUUUUCAUGAAAAUACCGCUCGUAUUCAUUCGUGAAAGUUCGGUUCUCAUCCGAGUAGGCUAUUCUCUCGCAGAAAACCGCUCUCAAAAGUAAAAAAAAAAUGAGGUCAAAAUAAAAUCCAUGGCAGGAACGUUAGUAUUAGUGCAAGGCUGCUAGCAGUCGGACGUAUUGUGAUGUUCGCCAGCGGAGUUUAACAACUGUUAAUUCAUCUAUUGCUUGCUUUGCUCCGAAAUGAAUUGAACGUCUUGUCACGGAACAAACUCGGUGUAAUCUAAGUGCAACAAGAUGAUGGAAGUCGACCAACCUAUUACGGAUAACGGAUUGUCGAAAAUGAGCCCAAACAAUGUGGAUAGUGUGAAAAGUGCGGAAAUCGAUGGCACUGAAUCGGCCCAGCCCAAUGGAACAGUUCACACAGAUGAAUUGGUGGUGGCCAAGGCCAAAAGCGUCGUUUCGGCGGCGUCAGCAGAAGAUGACAGCAGUAACGAAGCCAAAGGCCUCGAGGAUGAGGACACCAUGGAGCGACUGAUGUACACUGAACUGGAUGAUGGUGAUGAUGAAGUUAUACAACCCGAGUCUUCGGAGAAACCGGCAGAUGAGUUGGUGCAGAAUUUGUCCGACACUUUGAUCGAGGACAUCAUCCAGCUGAACAAAGACUCGAAACGUACGGAAUCCGAGACAGAAGCCGAUCCUGACCGGUUAGAACAGAACGAGGAAAGCUCCGACAUUCCACCGUCCUCGUCUGGUCAAUCGUCGAACCACACCGCGGCAAAGGAAGCCGAUGGAGAAGAUACGAACGGUGCCACGAGCGCAAUGGAAGACGAAACAUCCAUUGGAGUGGACGAAGAAGACUUCACGGCUGACGACGGCAGCGACACCAAAGGAGAGGCCGAUAUCGACGAAGAGAGCGAAAGUAUUCUUCUGCAGGAGGAGGACAACCAAGAUCUAGAAGACGAGCUGGAAGUAGACGAACGUCUACUGCUUGAUGAAGACGUAGACAUGGAAGACGGUGGAUCUAUGCAGGGCACGGCAAUUCAAAUCGACGACAGCGCUGCAGCAUGUAUGAUCGAAGCCUCCACCGUGGAAAUAACCGACGGAAGUGUGACGAUCGAUGAAAGCGGCCUUAGCAUAUUGAACACUGCCGCUGUCGAUAUUGAGGACAUGACGGUUGAUGAAUCUACUGAAGUCAGUACUGAGCCCAAGUCAUCCAUCUUGGUUAGCUCAGAUGUGGGAGAAUCAGCGGCAUCAGAAGAACCAGUCGAACCCCCUGCCGUGGAUACAGCCGAAGUUGGUGAAAGUGAGGUCAUGGCGCCGCCUCCAGUUAAUCUACAGGAUGACACAGAUCCACCAUCCCCCGACAUAAGUGAUUUAAUCAAGUUCCGCGAAGUUUCAAAGCCGGAAUCAACAAUCGAGAAUGCAGAGGAAACUGAUGCCAUUCCUGAAGUGUCUGACUUGAUCAAAUUCCCGGAUGACAGUCGUGUGGAAGUGCAGGAACCUGCCAGAACCCCAACCCCGGAAUUGUCAGAUUUGAUCAAGUUCGACAGUGUUCCAGCGGUUGUCGAGGAGGAACAGCAAGAAUCCGCUGACAAAGUGGAGAAGGAAACGGACGAUUCUCCUCUCGAGGAGAAAACACUGGUUGAAGAACCCUCAGCGGAGACGAGUGAACAAGCGGAGGUUGAGAUUCCAGCAGUGAAGGAUGUUGAGAAGGAUAAUCGUGACGAUUCACCGACAGAAGAGAAAGAAGGAAUCGAGAAGGAGGAAGAGAAGGUGGUUGCCGUGGAGAAAAAGGUCGAGGAGACUGAGGUGGAUUCCAGCGAGAAAAGUGAAACAGUAAUUCCAGAGCCUUUGGAAAAUAAAAAGACAGAGCGGGAAGAAGAAUCAUCGAAAGAUGAAGAGAAAAAAGAAACCAGCGAGGUUACCACAGAGAAACUGGAAGAUGGUGAAAAGAAAGAAGAAGAAAAAGAGGAGGAAGGCACGGAAGCGGAAAACAAUGAAGAUGACGUUAAACAGAAGAAGGAUGUUUGCCCGCAGGCGUUGCAAGCUGCCGAUGAAGAGGAUCUUCUGGAAAUGAUGGAAGAACCGGAUCGGAUGGAUGCGGACGAUGACCAUCCGGAAGAAGAUCUGGAUGAUAACAGCAGCGAAUCGGGCAGCACCAAGCAAAACGAUGAGGACGGCGAAGAGGAUGACGAUUACGAGGGGUCUGAUUACAUGGGAGCGGAUGAAGACGAGAGCAGCCGCAAUGUGGAAGAUCAGGAUGAAGCGGGAGGAGAUGAUAUUCAAGGGGAAGAACAGGAAGGUGACGAGGGCGAACCGCCGCUGAAGCGAAAGUGCUCGGUCGACGUUCGGGAAGUUCACGAGGAAUCAGAGGUAGAUAAGAAGGAAGAUGCAGAUAAGGAUGACAAAAAGGAAAAAGAGGCUGUUGAUGAAACCACCGAAAAAGCUGUCGCAGAAAAAGUCACUGAAAAAGAUUCGCCUAAACCGGCGAAAGAUAAGGAAACGACAGCAGAAAGUGACAGCAAAGUUGAAAGUGAAGAGAAGAAAUCAACUGAGGCGGAAGAAAAGAAAGCCGAGGAUGAGGUCUCAUCGCAGACUGAAGUAGCAGAAAAGGACACCAGCAAACCAGACAGCGAUGAAUCGAAAAAGGAAGAUGUGGUUUGUUCAGAAAAGGAAGACGAAAAGAUGGACGUUUCUCAAGAGCAACCCGUUGUGGUGGAGAAAACAACUGAGGAACUCACUGCAAAGGCUGAAGAUUCCAGUGAAACUGAAAAGAAGCUUGACACCGAAGGAAAGACGUUGGAAAAGGAGGAAGUGCAAGUUUCUGAAAAAUCUGAAGCAACUUCUGAAGAAAAAGAUGUUGCCAAAACAACCGAAGCAGUUGUCAAGGAGUCAACACCAGAAGAAAAGACAGAAGUAAGUGUGGCAGAGGCUAAGGAUCCUGUUAAAGAAGUUGAAAAGGAAGUGGAGGAGAAGGAGCCGAAAUCUGCAGAGGAGAAAACGAAUGAUGAAGUGCUGGUGAUCGACGACGAUGACGAUGACGUUUCUGAAGCCAAUAAGGAAGACAAGACGGAGAAAAAAGCAGAGAAGCGGCCAUGCCCGGAAGAUGACACCGAGGAGAAAGUCGAAGUGGACCCAGCGAAGAAAAUUAGACUUUCGGUUGAAGAGAAAGAAAAGAAAGAAGAAACUAAGGCUGAUGAAGAACAGAAGGAAGAACCUAAAGCGGAAGUGGAAGAUGCUAAAAAAGAAGAGAAGAAAUCUAAACUAGAUACUAUAGAACCUCUCAAGGUUACUCUAGAUCCGGAGCCAGUGCCACCUAAGGAGAAAAAAUCUAUUCGGAUGGAAUUUUUGGAGAAGUUCAAGAAGCCUUUGGAAAAAAUGAAUCGCUCAAACUUGGAAGACUUUGUGCUGCAAAAGAUAGUCGAAGGAAUAGCUUUCAAAUCGGCGAUAGCUGAGAUGCGGACCCAGUUGGAUGCUCAGGAUACGCUUCUGCAAGGAUAUCGUCAGAAGGUGCACGAUUUGAACAAGCAGUUCCGAGAUCUGGAGAUGGUUCAUGAGCGUGUGGUCAAGGAUUUAGAGAAGAAGAAUCAGCAUUUCAUAACUCCGGUGAAGAUCACUCGUGCUGUAGGACUGCAGGUUUCACAACCCCGAUUCAUGGCCGGAAAUCGUCCUGCAGGCAGUACAGGGUCCUCUGUUGUAAAUAGUCCAAAGAACACUGUGAAUCGAUCUCCGGUAGCGACCCCGCCAGGAGGCUCUCCAAACAAGAAUGCUCAACAGAAUACCCAGCAAAUCAGGCGACCGCGUGUAAAUUCAGUUCCUUCGACAGCGACGACUCAGAAAUCGCCAGCCCAACAAUCGGCCAUUACGCGGCCAGGAGCUCCUACCAUCCUCAACAAAUCGAUUGCUUCACCGCAGAAUUCGCUACUCAACAAAUCUGGCAACCUGCAAGGUCAAGUAACUCCCCUCUCGCAAAGCCCGCAGGUACAGUCUACCAUGGCUAUGACUCAAACUCCACCGAAUGCUGGCACUACACCACCUUUGACGAGGAAGAAACCGCUGCAGAAAUUCACUCCCAUGAGGCCACCGCUGUCCAUCACACAACAGGUCCAGCAGCAGCAACAGACUCGACAGAUGCAAGAACAGCUGAUGCGGCAACAGAUUCAGGAAGUUCAAACCAGCAACAGUGGAGGACAGAGUCCGUUGGCGCAGUCACCGCAAGGAUCGCCAUUAACACGGACGCCCGAACCCGCUUCGUCGCCAGUUGGACUACCCGUCGUCAACCGUCCGCCCCAGAUGGUGAUGAAGAAAGUCAUUACACCUCAAGCGAAACCCACCCCCACUGGCAUGCAAGCCCUAGGUCGACCAACGCCCUCGAUGGUCCCAUCUAAUUCGGCCAGUAAUGUCAUGAGGCCUGCCGCGACAACCGCCCCUGCCGCCGUAGACAAUUCCCUAAUAGAUCUCACCGACGAAGACGAUGUGCCAAAACCGGCGCCUACUGUCGUGGCCGCUCCAGUGGUUCCCAAACCGCCCAUCACCAUCUUGAACGGUCAGCAACAUCACCAACAGCAACAGCAGCAGCAAGCGCAGUAUGGUCAACGGCAAGCGGGCAUGCCUCCGCUGGUUGUUAUCAAUCAACAGCGGAUGAUGACGCGACCAACGCUACAGCAGCGACCCGCUGGCAUGAUGAAUGGGGCACCACAACGUCCGGUACUGAUGCAGCGACCGGCUAACGCAACCAAUGGAUUCCCACGGCAAUCCACUUACCGAGCGCGAAUGAUCAACGGCCAAAUUGGAGCCCCCCGAGGUAUGAUCGUCCGAGCUCCCAUCCGGCAGCCCCCGGCCGUUACCUUCACCCAUCCUGCCCCACUACCGCAGCCGGGUACCCAACUCCUCAAUCCAUCCUGGAAGCAAACUCCACCUCGCCCAUCCAUCCGUAUCAACAACAUCGAAACGGGCAUCGUAAUUUCCUGGACCAUGGACGACCUGUCGGAUGCCCAUGCGACCAUCAUCAGCUACCAGAUCUACGCCUACCAGGAGACGAACGCCCCGCCCUCGAUGGAUAUGUGGAGGCACGUGGGUGACGUCAAGGCUAUGCUUUUGCCGAUGGCGGUCACGUUGACCCAGUUCCAGGAGGGCCAGCGGUAUCACUUUGCCGUGCGGGCCGUCGACGAACACCAACGGGUGGGACAGUUCAGUCCGCCGCGAACAUGGAACGAGUCCACCCCGGCGAAAGCUUAAGCUACUUAGUCUGUCUACGAAGCACAAGUUUCCCUUUUUUAGUUUGAAACAUAGUGAUAGUUUUAUAAUAUUUAAACGAAAUUUUAGAGAAAUAAGCCUCAAAAACAAAUUCGUUUAGUUGUAAUAGAAACAUAAAUUAGCCAACCGUUUAUCAAUCUCGGUGUAGAUUUUAUUCCCAUGAAAAAUCGAAAAACGGAAAUAUUGAAACAAAUUAAUACAAUUGAAUACUAACAGCUAAUCACGAACCUUUUAAAUUAGAUUUUUGUUCCCAGAGCGUGACAAAUUUGUGUUAAUUUAUUUUUGUUUAUCUUUUAUCGUAUCGAUUCCUUCCGGUUUCGGAAUUGGUGUUUGUAGUUGUGUCAUUGAGUUUUGUUGUCCAUACACCGGUGUUGAAAGUUUUAGACUGUAAUCGCUUUCAAUAGCUAGAAUUAGGCUUUGUGCACUAAGCAUUUAAUGUCUCAUCUUACCGGAGGAUACCGUGUGUAAACUUCAUUCAGUCGACACGUAUUAUACCUAAUAUUAUUCGUAACGCUAACGAAUGAUAAGUAUAUACCUAAUAAAUGAAAAUUAGUAAUGUUUACAUGUAAGGUAUGCUUUCAAGAAAAUAUGUGGAGUUUGCAAAUAAAUUCUGCAUUUAAAUGCUAAUUAAA
This is a messenger RNA of Aedes albopictus (Asian tiger mosquito), 6819 nucleotides long. It is a transcript of the gene wde, whose product is annotated as microtubule-associated protein futsch. Gene Ontology annotation, cellular component: nucleus; transcription regulator complex. Gene Ontology annotation, molecular function: transcription coregulator activity; protein binding. The transcript is spliced from 5 exons. The coding region runs from base 1226 to 6169 and encodes 1647 amino acids. Gene Ontology annotation, biological process: regulation of DNA-templated transcription. NCBI's taxonomy places the organism in Eukaryota, Metazoa, Arthropoda, Insecta, Diptera, Culicidae. The record is from RefSeq and is a predicted model, not a curated record.